Messenger RNA from Cetraspora pellucida, 1167 nucleotides. The record is from the annotation of a GenBank genome assembly. NCBI's taxonomy places the organism in Eukaryota, Fungi, Glomeromycota, Glomeromycetes, Diversisporales, Gigasporaceae.
AUGACUAAUUUAAAAAAAGAAUCAAACGGCAUCAAUUCUUUCGUCAAAUCGAUUGAAGUCGUGGUCCCUCCUGACCGCAGAACUGGUAGAGGAUUGAAAAAUAUAACCCAAAGUAUAGUAGACGUUAACAUUCCUUUUAUGAAGAAACUUUUCUUUUGCGAAGAAGGGAUGGCUAACAACAAUUUAGCUAUACAUGAAGCGCCACCAAAAACUUUAAAAGAUUGGAAGAUUCCAAAGCCGCGUGACCUUGAAGCAAUACACCUCGAUAUUGAUCGUUUCGAUAUUGGUGUAGUUGUAUCAUUUGGGUACUUCUUAGCGCCAGUUAUUCUUGAAUCCUUUACGAAAGGAUCAAUGAAUGUUCAUCCUUCAUUAUUACCAAAAUAUCGUGGUGCUGCCCCAAUCCAAUAUGCAAUUUUGAAUGGUGAUCAAGAAACUGGAAUUACAAUUCAAGAACUUCAUCAUGAAAUUUUCGAUGCUGGAAAAAUUUUAAGGCAGAUUAGUGUGGCCAUCCCUUCUGAAUCCACUUACUUGUCACUUGAGUCAAUCCUCGCAGCGGAAGGUGCCGAAUUACUGGUUGAUACACUUCAAUACCUUGAUUAUUUUCAAGCUAAUGCACAAGAACAAGAUGUGACAAAAGUCACAAAAGCUCCAAAAAUUCCCAAAGAUAUGGCUGAAAUUAAGUGGAACCAGAUAACUGCAGAUAAAUUAGAUAAAUUAUAUCGUGCUAUAUCACAUCAGUAUGCAUUAACCACAAAUUUUAUUGAGAAACGUAUACAAUUACAUAAUACCUCAUUACCUUCUGAACAUAAACAACAAAAUAUCAGAAAUAAAAUUGCAACUACAAAUUAUAGUCCGGGUACGAUCAUUUAUGAUUCAAAAUCUUUAGAUUCGAUAUAUAUUAUCUGUAAUGAUGAUAAAUUAAUUGAAUGUCGAAGUGUUAAAAUGGAAGGAAAAAAUGAAAUUUCGGUAAAAGAUUGGAUUAAUGGGUAUGGAGUAGAGAUUCCUGGGUUUGCUCAGAAUCUUGAAUUUUGCGGAGCUCUUUAUGAUUUCGAAGAUCACUUAAGUAGUGGUGAACAAGAAAUGUUUCCUUCAAAUUACAUUGAGAUAAUUAAUAAGGGAGGUGGUAAUUCGGAAGGUAAUGAAAUUAAAAAUAAAUUAAAAUCUUGA